AUGUACAAUAAUCCACCAGUUACCUUAUUACGAAGACACCCCCAACAGACUGUUUUAGAUCAAUUUGAUUGUUUUGACCAUAAAACAAUUUGGUCAACAAAUAACAUGUUCAUACUCUAUAUGAUCCAGGCCACCACCAUCAGAGUAGUCGAGGCCACCUUUUUCGACAAAAAGGGCAACAUGCUCAAGAUGAGUGAGAAGGACAGAUCCGAUGCCAUGCGCCAGCUUGAGAAGAAGAGUGCCAAACAGAGUUUCAGAGAAAACAGGUCACUUACGGAAUUGAACAUUCAGCAGCGUCGAACUGAGCCAAAUAACAAAAUAUACUUCAGCAAGUACAAGGAGGAAGAUAGAAAGUCAAAGAAUAAAACAAUCAAGUAUAUCAAACUAACACUGGAUGAUUUUAGCAACGAAUACAAGUACAUACCAACAGAUGGCAGACUCUACAACUACUACCUGGAAAUAGGAAAACCAAGCCAAUUCAAAAUACGAAACGUGACUGUAUUCCACAAGAAUGGAAGAAUAUUGUACAUGUACGAAAAUAUUGAAUUCAGGCCACUGAAUGAUACAGAAUACACUGAUACCAAAACAGGAAACAUCAUCACUGAUAAAGUGUACGAUUCACGGGAAGCAGCCCUAUCUCAGAGCACAGUCAGCAACAACGGAUUCAUCGUAGACAAAUCAACCACUGUUGACACCGAUACCACAAACACGGUGAAUAUCAAGCGGAUUCUGCUCCACAAAUUCACUGUCUCCGAAUACCUCCAGAACAAGUUCAAGGCCAAUUUGAAGAAUGAGAUUGUCCAAUUCAACCUGAAGCAAAUCAAGAACGACGACAAAGUCUACGUCUGCCUCUGCCAGAACAAGAAGUGCGAUGGAGAAUGCACUGAGGUCUACAGGACAUUCAGACGAGACCUACACGACAUGAAUCUGUAG
This is a messenger RNA of Enterospora canceri, 933 nucleotides long. The record is from the annotation of a GenBank genome assembly. Lineage: Eukaryota; Fungi; Microsporidia; Enterocytozoonidae.